GUAUAUCCAUAUCCUCUUGACUUAUUCUUUUAUCCCCUCCAAGUGACGGCGUGUUCUCAUCUCUCCUCUAUCCUCUUCUCCUCGCCAUGGUCUCAUCCUGGCAAGAUGCCGCCGAACCUCGAAGACAACCACCCUGUGGCCCUGGCCGGCCAAACAGCCAGCGCCCACACCCACGAUGCUCCCUAUGAAGAAGGUCAGGACUACUGUCGUAUCUGCCGUGGUGAAGGCACCCCUAGUCAACCUCUCUUCUAUCCUUGCAAAUGCAGCGGCAGUAUCAGAUUCGUCCAUCAAGAAUGUCUCAUGGAAUGGCUGUCUCAUUCUCAGAAGAAAUACUGCGAACUAUGCAAGACGUCCUUUCGCUUCACCAAACUCUACGAUCGAUCCAUGCCUGCAACCCUACCGCUUCCCCUCUUCAUUGGUCAACUUGUAAGACACGGAGUAAAAGGGGUACUCCGCUGGACACGCUAUGUUAUCGUCGGUCUGAUAUGGAUCUGUUGCCUGCCAUGGUGUAUACGACAAAUCUGGCGUGGAAUGAUCUGGUUUGCCGAUGGAAACUGGCUAGAUGAGGAGCAAAUGCAGUUGAUGACGGCGACUACGUCCAACAUGACUUCUACAGUCGCGUCGAACAUGUCACUCGAUGCCUUUGCCCUCAACUUCACGAUGCCUGAAUAUCUUGAAAGGAUAAAACUGGUUUUCCCUCCUAUGCAACUCUCCUUGGCUGAUAUCGCUCGGAUCUUUCUCAGUCGAGGCCUUGUAGGAAGGGUAUUCCAACUCUUUCUGUCCAUCUUCAUGCCAGGCUUGGGGGAACACCCACGUCCGGUAUCCUCGUCCAAUAUGACUCUGCCUCUGGGCACGGUUAGACGUCCACCUUCCCUUCUGUCCGAGGUUGAGUUCCUGGCUACCUUGACCGAUGUUCCUGCUGUCAACAGCAUAUGCAUUGAUGUCGUUGAAGGCCAACUGAUAUGUAUUUCUCUGGUCACUGCAUUUAUUCUGGUGUUCUUAAUUCGAGAAUGGGUGAUAAAUCAGCAGCCAAACCUGAACAUGCCAGACCCUGACCUCGCCGAUGCUGCAGAAGACGCUCGGAAUGAGAUCCCGGAACAACAGCCGACUCAUCCAGCUCCACCUGAAGAGAACCACGAUGUGGCUGUUCAAGGACCGGUGCAAAGACCAAUAGCCAUUCCAAGAUUACGCCGGGUAGUGACAGACGACAACAUCUUGAAUGACACAGGGACUGUUUUGGCCAGACCAAAUUUCACUGCCAGAUCACAAAGCGUAGGUCAUGACAACACACAGGAGUCAGAACCCGAGAUUUCCAUUGGUGAAAGUUCUGCGAUAGCCGAUGACACGGAGCCUCGACCGGUGAGAAGACACAGUCUCAGCAAUUCUAUUCUCGUUCAAAGAGGAUUCGAAGUGACCAGUGCUCCCGAAGCUGCUCAUAGGGAGAGAUUUCCGGUAUAUUUCGACAACUCUACCUCCUCUGACGAACCCGAAUUUUUCGAUGCAAGACAAUUAGCGGAAAUUGAUGCUCAGGAUGUGGAUGCUUCCUCGUCUAUGGCAACGCAUAGUGGCAGUCGCCGAGUGUCGUUCAAAACCAACGCUGAUACUGUUGGGGAAGACAGCGAGUCUCGAAACUGGAACAGAAUAGGCGCAAUUGAAGAUGAGACUGAUUCAGAAGGCGUGAUCAUCCCGACACCCGCCUCGAGCGAUGCUGGCCAACCGAAUCAAACAGUCGAGGCGACCACCGUUGACAGUCCUGGCUCUUCGACCAGCAACCAAGAGCCACACGGGGAAGAGGGCAAUCGACUAUCGUGGUGGGAAGAGAUCGCACGUUGGCUUUGGCCGGCUGAAAACUUCGACAACGUCCAAGUUCUUGCUGAAGCCCAACUUGAUGCUGCAGAGGGAGGCCAAGAUGAUGAAGAAAUCAUGGAAGAUGCCUUGGCUGGAGCCCCAUUCGUGCCAAACCACCAUCGAGAUCCGCUUCCUCAGCCUCAAGCUCCUGCUGUCGAUGCGGCUGACGUCCCAGGUCAUCAGCCCAACAUCGUGCUUGGUGUCGAUCUCAAUGAUCCCAAUGCUGCAGAAGAUAUCGAAGAUCUGGAUGGCGUCCUGGAGCUGCUCGGUAUGGAGGGUCCCAUUUUUGGCAUGAUUCAAAACGUCAUCUUCAGUCUUUUCCUGAUCACGAUAACUCUGUCAGCCAGUGUUUGGUGUCCUUACAUCUGGGGCAAGAUUGCACUCUUAUUCAUGCAUAACCCUGUCAUGCUGAUCAAGGCACCUCUGCUGGUUUUAUCCACGACUGCCGACAUGGCGGUCGAUGUCUUCUUUUUCGUGGCUGGCCUUGGCGGCUUCAUUCUUAAUCAACCACUUAAGAUCAUCAAGGCCAUCAUCUCACCGUUCCUGCCAGCCCUCACUAGCAUCGUGGACCCUACGUUUCUGGAAGGCUUUACGCUCGAUCUAAGCCAAAAGAGUGGUGCACGCUUAGAAAAGACUUUGUCGGGCGCCAUCCUCAACCUCAAGCCUGACUUACCGACCUUUUCCAUCAUGGCGCACCAUGCCCUGGUCUCCUACAAAGCCUCGUUCCGCGACACUGUACAAUGGGCAGUCUCCGCAGUCUCCUGGAUUCAGGACGUUGCGGCAGGUGAUUCUCGGCCUUUAUAUACGAUGCUUGAGCGGUUCGGACCAGGAGUCAGAUCAGCCCCCCAGUUUCUAGCGAAGCUUCCUCAGCUCAUGGGACCCACAUUAGAUGCGAUUCGUACCUUUCCACAAGAUUUGAUUACCACAUCAGGCAAACCUUCAUUCGAGGUCGACCAGUCCCUGGUUGAAUGGAGCACGGAGGACAGGAUCAUCACAAUCCUGAUUGGAUAUGCCUUCUUUGCAGCGGCCGGGGUUUUGUUCAUGGAAUUUGCCCAUAUGAUCAUGGGCCUCAAUCACAACGAGAAAGUUGAAGGCUAUCUUGCCGACAGCCUCCGACAAGCUGGAGGCGUCAUGAAAGUCAUCGUCAUCAUCGGACUCGAAAUGUUACUAUUUCCGCUCUAUUGCGGACUGCUCCUCGAUGUGGCCCUUUUACCGUUAUUUGCAGACGCCACCAUUGCUGGACGGUUUGCUUUCAUCGCCCGAGCUCCUUUUACAGGCGUCUUCAUUCACUGGUUCAUCGGAACUUGCUAUAUGUUCCACUUCGCUUUGUUUGUAUCAAUAUGUCGAAAGAUCAUGCGCACCGGCGUUCUUUAUUUCAUCCGGGAUCCUGACGAUCCAACGUUUCAUCCGGUACGAGAUGUGCUUGAGCGACCUGUACCAGCCCAAUUGGGAAAAAUUGCAUUUUCGGCAUUGGUCUACGGCGGCCUUGUUAUUGUGUGCUUAGGUGGAGUGGUAUGGACGUUGAGCUGCGUUCCCGGCGUUUUGCCUAUACAGUGGGCAACUCCUGAACCGAGAUUGGCGUUUCCGGUCGACAUCCUCUUCUACAACUUUAUGCUGCGGUAUGUCUUACGAAUGGCGGAACCCUCGAAAAAGAUUUCAGCAGUGUACAAAUGGUGGUUCCGAGGUUGUGCUAGAAGUCUGAGGUUGACAAAUUUCCUCUUCGGAGAAGAAGCACAAGACGAAACAUACAGUACCACAAAUCGACUCUGGGGUCUCUUUACCGGCAAAAAGGCGAGCACAGCGCUACUUAAAGACGGCACUUAUGUUCGAGCUCCGGCAUCGGAUUCUGUACGCAUUCCUAAAGGACGAAAUGUUUUUUUGCCAGUCAACGAGCAAAACGAAAGGAUCGAUGGCCAACCUGAUGUAGACUUUGGCAAUCACGGCAAGAAAGAUACGCGAUUCACCAAAGUUUACCUGCCACCCCGGUUUGGAGCUCGAAUCUCAACGUUUGUCUUUCUGCUAUGGGUGUUCGCUGCCACAACCGGUGUAGCCUUCACCAUUGGACCUCUCUUGCUCGGUCGACUGGUUCUCUAUUUUGUAACCCAAUCUUCCCUUCCACCGAACGAUCUGUAUGCCUUCACGACAGGCGUUCAAAUUCUAGCAGUUGUGGGUUAUGCUAUCGCUUAUGCUAGACCGGCAUUAGAUUAUGUCAAGUCUAAGAUUCCUCAAUCGUCUUGGUCUCAGGUCAUCGGGACCGCCAAGUACGUUCUCGGCUUGGUCUAUCUUCUCUCAUUCACGGCCUUAGUCCUUCCCUUUGUUCUUUCCCUCAUCCUGGAAUUGUACAUCCACAUCCCACUGGUCACAUAUAUGGCAUGGCACCGAAAGGGUUCCUCGCCGGGGGAUGCAGCCACAAUCAACCACCAUAUCGCUACCAUCUUCAUCCUCCAAUCCUGGGUCAUAGGACUGCUCUACUCACGACUCCUGUACAGACAAUUCCUGCUGCACAUGGGUCCUGGCUCUCGAAUCAGUACUACCCUGUACGCCAUCACCCGCAACGGCGUUCUCAAGCCGGACGUACGUCUCGCGAGUCGUGCGUUCGUUCUACCUGUGACGGUGGUGUGUCUGGCUCUCCUCGGCGGCCCUCUCUUUUACGCAAAGGCCAUCAUCAUGAUUGCCGGCAUCCAAGACCAGGAGGUGAAGAUACGUCUAUAUCGCUUCGCAUACCCCAGUGCCUUGGGUUUGUUGGUCACCUGGCUCGGCAUGCUGGGCGUCAAACAACAGGUUGCGAGCUGGAGGGCGAGGAUCCGGGAUGAAGUCUACCUAAUUGGUGAGCGGUUGCAUAAUUUUUCCGAGCCCAAGCCAGAUAAGGUGGUCAAGGGUAAGGCGAAGGUCAAGGACUUGUGAUUGCAUUCUUGCAUUUGGUUUGUGGUUAUAUUGUAGGCAAGGCAGGGUAAGGGUGGCAGGUCGUGUUAUCUUUAAUACCCUCGUGCCUCGCAUCAGCGCGUUCGGUCCAAAGACCAUGGAGAAUAGAAUGAACAUCACUAUAA
Molecule: messenger RNA, 4895 nt
Organism: Exophiala xenobiotica
Lineage: Eukaryota; Fungi; Ascomycota; Eurotiomycetes; Chaetothyriales; Herpotrichiellaceae
Exons: 1
Coding region: 106-4752 (1548 amino acids)
Cellular component (GO): endoplasmic reticulum membrane
Molecular function (GO): zinc ion binding
Source: RefSeq, a predicted model, not a curated record